GUCAUACUGCCACCACGAACCAUUGAAAGUAACCAUUUUCUAGGGAUUUUUACCGAGUAAUUGUCAAAUUUGUGGAUAUGCCCCCUAUAAGUACCACAGAAACACCUGGAAAGAAAAAGCAAACUCAAUAUUUUUGGGAUAAUUUUCAGUUUUCGAUUUCACGUAUUUUUACGCUCACACUUCUCGCGUUGAGGAGGAAUAAGCUGAAGGAUUUAAUCGAAAAGAAAAGUUCGAGCCUGUGAACAUGACGGAGGACAUGUUAGCAGAUAUCUGCAGGGUGUGUAGAUCGGAAGGUCUAGCAGACCGUCCCCUUUUUCACCCCUGCAUAUGCACAGGGAGCAUAAAAUGGAUUCACCAGGAGUGUCUCGUCCAGUGGAUGAGAUACUCCCGGAAGGAAUACUGCGAGCUUUGUGGUCACAGAUUUUCCUUCACUCCAAUCUACAGUCCAGACAUGCCCCGUCGUCUUCCAAUUAGGGACGUAGUGGGUGGUCUUGUCUCCAGUAUCGUAACAGCAGUGAAGUAUUGGUUACACUACACCCUGGUGGCCUUAGCCUGGUUGGGUGUUGUGCCUUUGACAGCCUGUCGAACGUAUCGAGCACUCUUCAGUGGAUCUCUCGACCUCGUUCGAAUAAUGUCCCUUCCAAUGGACAUGAUAUCAACAGACAACAUCUCCUCAGACGUUUUCCACGGUUGUUUCGUUGUGACGUGUACUCUAUUCGCCUUCAUCGGUCUGGUCUGGUUGAGAGAGCAAAUUCUCCAUGCAGGUGGUCCAGACUGGCUGGAGAGGGACGCUCCACUCAUGCCACCUGACGUCAAUCAUGCUGAGGCACCUCAGGUCGAGGAGGCCCAACUGUUGGAGGAACCCCAGCAUUUCGCUGGGGCUAAUGUGAGAGAAAACAACAAUAUUCCCCCAUUUGUAGACGAGCCACCGCGGCAGAAUAAUGAGGAGCAACAUCCUCUGUAUCGAGAGAUUGCUGAGAACAACCCUGAACAUCCUGGCCUUGUCAACAACAACGAGGAUGCGGCCCAGGGAGAGGUGCCAGCUGCUCAGGAGGAGCCUGCGGAGGGCUGGAGAGCUCAAGUUCAGGAUCAAGCUCAAGCCGGUGGAGAAGCUGAAGAAGCUAACUGGAAUCCCAUGGAGUGGGAUAGACCUGCUGAGGAGCUCACGUGGGAGAGACUCCUGGGACUUGAUGGAUCUCUACUCUUCCUCGAACAUGUUUUCUGGGUGAUUUCCCUGAAUACUCUGUUCAUUCUAGUGUUUGCUUUCUGUCCAUACAAUAUAGGGCAUUUUACUAUUAUUGGACUUGGAUUACAAGAACACGCUGCUGCUUCACACUUUGAGGGACUUGUCACCACGUUAUGUGGGUAUGGAGUCAUUGGAGGGACUUUAGUGGUUCUUCAUACCCUUGCUGCACUCUUUGGCUUCCAACGGUCUCAGAGAAUUUUGGGGCUCUGCUAUGUCGUCGUCAAGGUGUCACUGCUAUCUGUCGUGGAGAUUGGAGUUUUGCCACUUGUAUGUGGCUGGUGGCUCGACAUAUGUUCAUUGGCUAUGUUUGAUGCCACUUUGAAGGACAGAGAAUCCUCAUUCAGAAUUGCACCUGGCACCUGUAUGUUCAUUCACUGGUUGGUGGGCAUGGUUUAUAUUUACUACUUCGCAUCGUUCAUUUUGCUGCUGAGGGAGGUCCUCAGACCCGGCGUUCUCUGGUUCCUCAGGAAUCUCAAUGAUCCUGAUUUCUCACCAAUACAAGAGAUGAUUCAUCUUCCAAUUUUGAGGCACGCCAGGAGACUCGUUGCCUCCGCUGUUAUUUUUGGUACUGCAAUUUUACUUAUGCUGUGGCUACCAGUGAGAAUUCUCAGGUGGGCAUUACCUGGAUUCCUACCAUACACUGUUACUGUCCAGACUGAGGCUCAGGUAAUUACGCCGAAUUCGAAAUUUUUUUUUCAGGUGAGUGAACUAUCGUUGGAAUUGCUCCUGCUCCAAGUGAUUCUGCCAGCAUUACUGGAGCAGUCUCACACUCGUACAUGGUUGAAAGCCAUCAUUCGUGGCUGGUGUCAGGCAGUGGCGUGGAUGCUCGAUCUCCAAUCGUAUCUUCUACGAGAUCAACGAGAUGAUCAGGACAACGCUGUGAUUGAAGAACCGCAACACGAUCUGGGAGCUGCCCAUCAGGCAGCAGCUCAGAUGAGACAGAGAGGUGGCCCACCAGGAUACCAACCCUAUACAAGAUCCAGAUGGUUCCCAGCGAGACUUGUUGGGCUUUUGCUCUGUGUUUGUCUCUCUCUUGUUGUUGCUAGUCUCAUUGCAAUGACAUUACCCGUUUGGUUGGGGAGAAGGGUCAUGGCUUUGUGGAUGGUCGGAGCUCCUGCGCCAUCACCACCGGUUUUACCACCCGUCGUACCAGUCAACAAUGUUGGCGAUACAAUGGUAGUCUUCUCAGGACGUGUUCACGAAAUUUACACAGUAGCCUGUGGUACCUACGUCUGUUGGGCAGCUGCCCGUGGCCUUGCCCUCGCCUUUUCCUGGUUACCCCGUGGCCGCCGUGCAAUUAUUGACAGAAUAAAACACUGGGCUAUUGUCAGUGUACGUGCAUCAAUAGCUUUUGUUCUUCUAGUUGGUGUUAUUCCCCUGUUAUUUGGCCUUCUGCUCGAACUAGUUGUGGUGGUACCACUUCGUGUUCCACUCGAGCAAAAUCCAAUACUAUUCAUCUGGCAGGAUUGGGCACUCGGCGUUUUAUACACGAAAAUAGCAACAGCCAUUACGAUGAUGGGACCCGAAUGGAAACUCCGAAUCGCUAUUGAGCGAGCGUAUAACGACGGUGUCAGGGAGAUGGAUCUUAAAUUUGUCAUCACUGAAUUAGCAGCACCUGUUAUCUGUGUUUUUGGGCUUGCACUUGCUAUACCUUAUGCCAUUGCUUAUGGCAUUAUACCACUGUUCGUUACGAAUUUACAGACACAAAUACUCAUUGCACGACGACUCUAUCCAUUUUUAUUACUUAUCAUAUCGGUUUGUGUAUUAAUAACUUUUCAUAUUCGACAGUUUAGAAAAUUGUACGAGCACAUCAAAAAUGAUAAGUAUCUUGUUGGCCAGAGGCUCGUUAACUAUGAGCAUCGUAAUAAACAACAGUCUCAGAGGUCGAGUUAACAAAAUACUUCCAACUGAGAAUUAAGAUUUUUUUUUUCAUAAAAAAUGAAAACUCAGAACGAUUUGUCCAUCACGUGUUUGUUAAAUAUUGAAGUUCUGGAGUGAAAGUUUUUACUUUCUAAAGGAAAAAACAUGAAUGUCAAGUAUGAAUUUUUCUGGUGCGAGGAUUCCAGGGGAAACGAUCAAAUUUAAAAUAAUGACAGAAAACCCUUUUUUUUUUUAAUAUCGAUAUAGAGUAUUUCCUUCGAGAACAUGUCAGAAGGAAAUUGUAAAGGGAUGGAGCUAGAGGAGUUAGGUUUAACUUCGUGUACAUUCUUAUUUUGUCACGUGUGAAAAUCCAGAAGAAAAUAUCGAAGGGGAUUUCAUAACUUUACGUUGACCAUUUCAAUUUUUAAUAGAACUAAUAUAUUUAUGUAGAUGAUGCUGAAUAAAUCAGAAAGACUGUUUUCGUUUUCCAA
Molecule: messenger RNA, 3597 nt
Organism: Fopius arisanus
Lineage: Eukaryota; Metazoa; Arthropoda; Insecta; Hymenoptera; Braconidae
Gene: MARCH6
Product: E3 ubiquitin-protein ligase MARCH6
Exons: 4
Coding region: 245-3139 (964 amino acids)
Cellular component (GO): endoplasmic reticulum membrane
Molecular function (GO): zinc ion binding
Source: RefSeq, a predicted model, not a curated record